UAUUGUCUGGUUGGAGCUAGAACACAUUGUUGUGGCUGCUUUCGAGUAUUCGAACAACUUCUUUGAUUCCGAGAAAUUAGUCGAUUUCAUAUUAAAAUGGCAAAACAUAUAGAUUCUUUACAGCCUGGAAUUAAAAUUGAUGAUCUGAUGCACGAGGAUGGAAUUACCUUUGAAAUUGGAGGACAGUAUCAGGAUGAUGACGAUGAAGAAUUCGCAUAUUCCCCAACUGUACAGUUCAGCAAUGAUGAGAUGUUGGAUAUGUUAAAUAUGAAUGAUUUCGAGGAUGAAGAGGAUGGAGAUAAUGAAAAGGAGACUGUAACCAUUUAUGGUAUAAGUUUUGAAAAGCUAAAAACAAAAAUGAAAGCCAUAACUGCAGAUAAAAAAGUUAUGAAGUAUAUCAAGCAGAAAGGUGUUGGAGAAGUUGUACCGCACAAUGCUCAAGUUACUAUUCAUUAUAUUGGAUAUUUUGAACAUAGAGAUGAGCCCUUUGAUUCUACUUAUAUUUCUGGGAGACCAAAGAUAAUGCGUGUAGGCCAAAAUUGUCUCAUACCUGGUUUAGAGCUUGGUAUACUUAGUAUGAAGAAGCAUGAAAUAGCAAUGUUUUUGAUACAUCCUGAUCUUGCUUAUAAAGCUCUUGGUUGUCCGCCACGUAUCCCACCUAAUGAGGAAGUAGUAUUUAUUGUGCAUUUGAUUGACAUUCUCGAUGAUGGUUCUGCAGACACAUAUGAGAAUCUUAGUAUAGAGGAAAAACAGUCUUUUGAAUAUGUAGUACAGUCUGUAAAACAUAUGCUUGUAGCUGCUAAAGAUUACUUUUCCAAACUUAAUAUGAAACGAGCAAUACGUGAAUAUAAAAAAGCUAUUGAUUCUCUGGAAAGAGUAAAAUUGAAAGAUAUUGAGGAAGAAACAGAAAUGAAUUCACUACUCUCACAAGCCUAUACUAAUCUUGCAAUUUGUUAUAACAAAUUAGACAUGCCGCAUAAUACUUGCAUGGCUUGCGUUCGAGCGCCGGCACCAACUGUUAAAACUCAUUAUCAUCAUGGAAAGGCUUUGACGACUCUUGGAGAAUAUGAAAAAGCAAAGACCGAAUUGAUUAUAGCUCAUUCAAUGCAGCCUAACAAUGAAAGUGUUAGAAGAGCAAUUCAAGAAACAAAUGCGAAAGAACGACAGUACCUGGAAAUUCAGAAACGCUUGUGGUCAAAUUGUUUCAAGUACCAAGACAGAGAAACAAAAGUUACUGGAUUCCGACAAGCUUUGCGUGAAUUAUGCGAAUCGAUUAUUAAUAAUAGUGGCAUAACGAGACAAGUUAUUCCUGAAGGCUUCACGGACAAAGAGAUGGAAAUCGUACGUGAAGAAGCCGCUCUAUUUGGAUUAGAUAUUGUUACGUGUAAAAGAUAUAGCAAGAACCAAGUUUAUCUUCAAAAACGCAAUUUUUAAUUGGACUUCUCUUCAUUGAACUUGCAACGUCAGAAAAAAAUCUUUAAUAUACGUCUGGUGCUAUAAGUUUAUAAUAUAAAAAUUCUUUUUCAGUCAAUUUUUUUGGUCUUUUAAGUUUAUUUCUUAAUUUGUAUCGAGCGUGUUCACUGUGACUAAGAAACUGUAACAAAAAAAUAGUGAACAUGUUACAAAGUUGUGUUGUUUUUGUUCCUAAAAUUAUUAGGAAUAGGAUGAUUAUUAGAGUUGAUACGGACAAUAGCAGAGUGUAUUAUAUUUUUCUUGAACAAUUCUAAUGUAGUUCAAUGAAAAGUAUAUCUCAAAGAAUACGAGUGUAGAGCAAUAACGAAUCUAGCCAAUAAGGUAGCAUUGCGAUGUAAUACUUUGAUGAUAAUACAUUUUUUUAUAUUUUAA
This is a messenger RNA of Linepithema humile (Argentine ant), 1845 nucleotides long. It is a transcript of the gene shu, whose product is annotated as inactive peptidyl-prolyl cis-trans isomerase FKBP6. Gene Ontology annotation, cellular component: cytoplasm. The record is from RefSeq and is a predicted model, not a curated record. Gene Ontology annotation, biological process: spermatogenesis; piRNA processing. Gene Ontology annotation, molecular function: Hsp90 protein binding; peptidyl-prolyl cis-trans isomerase activity. NCBI's taxonomy places the organism in Eukaryota, Metazoa, Arthropoda, Insecta, Hymenoptera, Formicidae.